CUGCUAGCAAAGCUCAUUGAGUAUUGGUUAGUAUUAGACCGAUUACGGAGGUUUUCUAAUGUAUGUAAAUUUUCAGCUUAAUCGAACAGACCGACAUUCAUAAUAUUGAUUUCACUUGUAUGAUUUGAUCAAGUACAACAGAAAUAAGAACAAUUACCGACGAAUAAAUGUUUGUAAUAAUUAAAGAGCUGAUUGAUUUAAGUAGUUGGACUUUACACCGUUGAAUCAUAAAAAACUACACUCCGCAUAGAUAAGAUAACGAUUCCCAAACAAGUAUCGUUUAAAUCCAGUUUUAGUAGUAGUAGUAAAACACUUUAUUGUACAAUAAGAAACACAAAACAGGAAAGAACACACAUCAUUUGUACAAAGGCGAACUUAUCCCGUUCAGGGAUCUCCGCCGGUUAAUGUUUGAGUAGUUUUUGUGAUACUUUAUCCCUCUUAGGGAUAAGUUCGCCUUUGUAGUACACAAAUAUUGUCUAUCUGAUGUAAUGAAUAUUAAUUUUUCUCGUGCAAUAAAGUGUUUACUUACUUACUUGUUUUAAAGAUAACAUGAUAAAACCGUUUGAGAACCUCUGCCUUAUUAGAACCCGAACAGUUAUCGUGAAUCUACAAUAAUACAUUAUCAUUUAUUUGUGUUGUUUAGUUUAUUACUCAACUUCGCCGCGACAUGUCGUUUUAGUUUGACAAACAGUGACUUUCAUCGAUUUUAACGAAGGGUUUGGUGUCAAAGAGUGUUUUAAAUCGUGUGUUAAUUAAAAAUUCUGUUAUAUUUUUAGUGCUCCGUACAAAAUUUGUUCACGGAACACUGAUGGGAUCACUUCGGUCUUGCAAAUCGGUUAAAUGCUCAGAGAUAGUUUGACGUAGAUACGAUACGUCAAAUUCGGAACAGUUAUUAAUAAUGUUUUCUUUUUUCUUUCUGCAACUCUUACCCCUUAAAGAAAGAGUUGUGUUUUUUUACAGUUUGUUCACAAAUUGGUUCUAUAAUAUAUUCUUUUUAACAUAUCGUUUCGCCACGAUUAUUAGUCUAUGGUAAAUUUAUUUAAAAUAAUGAAGUGAAGUGGUGAAUAAUAUGCAAAAGUUACUACAAUUGUAACUUGUAGAGUAUAUUUACUAUAACAGGAGAUUAUUUUUCUAUCGGAUAUAGUUUUUUUCUAUAGAAACGUACGGUACAAGUUAUUACAGUACUUAAAACGUAUACGCAAAAAAUUAUACACAGACGUUUAUUUUAUCAUUACUAUUAAAGUUAAUCAGCAAUAACAAAGUUUUUGCAACGCAAAACGGGAUUCGCAUCAUUAAGUUUUUUUCUAUAAAUUAUUUCCGCCAUUUUAAACUAUGGUUUCCUCUAUUUCAUACACGCACAACAUUCAGUCAAAACAAAACAAACUUUAAACCACUACAAAUAGAGUUGAAAUAAAAAGAACACGUUUAAAUACGUCUGGAAUCAUUUAUAAAAUCUACAAUAAAAAAAAAGCAACGCAUUUUUUGCAAGUAAACAUUUAAAGUUCACCUAAAUACGACUUUACGACAGUUACAAUUCUUAUUUCAAAAGCGAUCACGUAACAAGGUGUGAAAAAAAACUGGUUGGUUGAUUGUAGAAAGCAUUCGGCAUUUAAAAAAGCAAGAUUCCACGUUCGAGCGUGCAACGCGCGUCCUUGACCCGGAAAGAGUGCGUCGCCAUUUUUGGAAGAUGGCCGGCUGUCAGCGUGACAUUUUGAGAACCCGAGACCCCGGCUCAGUUCACCCCCACCCCGUCAGGCGACACAUUCACCCCCAUCGAAACCGCCCCCAAAGACGACUUCGAUGUCAAUGAGUACUUCGCGCGCCUCCAAGGCACCACCUACGUCAGCGCCCCUCUAAACAGCCAUAUUGAAAGUAAUAUCGAAAAGGAAGAUAAUUUAGAAGAAAUUAAUCUAAAUGAGAAUGAAGAUAUACAGUUAAAUCAAAGUAUAACAGCUGAUAUAGCGCAGAAUUUCAGCCAAUUACCGACGGUGCUGCCGCAAGUCGCAAGCGCAGUGUUCUCGUCCUUUUCUAACAUGCUGAUGAAGAGGGAGACGCCUGAGAGGGUGCAGCAAAGUGCGAGUGAGACGCAAGGUGUUGAGACGGUGCCGUUGGUGGGUGUAAGCGAGAAAGCGCCGCUGAGAGAGCCGCCGACUUCUGGUCACGGAAAUUUCCGUUUGACGACCAAGAAGAAAUACGCUCAAAUACCUGGUCUUAGUUCAGGAGAAUCAGGUCAAAUGCCGACGUACACGCCUCCUACUUUCAACCAACCAAUAUUCACCCCCCAACCUGAACUUAAAGAUAAUUUUAUUAAUACUAGCAACAUACCAACAGAUGUUGGUCAAACGAAUGUAGAUUUUAACGCUUUUAGUAAUGUACAAAACAUUCCAUUAGAACACGAUAACAAAUCUAAUGUAUUUGAAACUAAGCAAGAUACAAACUUCGCUGCAUCACAAUUUCAAGAUUCUAAUCAGCAAGGUAUAAUUCCACCACCGCCAAUGUUUUCUAAUUUAUCGAAAAGAGACAGUGUGCCUAGCGUAGGUAAGACGAUAUUACCACCAUCCGUCGCUAGGAGAAUAGGUUCCAAUAAACCUACAAUAACUAAUCAAGCACCAGCUUUUGCUGCGGUUGGUAAUAUAUUCGUACCAGCGCCGAUUGCAGCAGAAACAUUGCCACAAAAUGCUUCGCAACCAUCGUUUAUGGGUAGUAAUCCUACGAGCUUUCCUUCAAGUUAUACAUCACAAGAAGCAUCACCAGUUAUACCGAUGUCUACACCGAUCCAAAGUACAGUUUCGUCAACAACUAUACCGCCAGUUGCCUCUUUAGCAACGACUACACUUGCGUCAGCAAUCCUUCAAGUCGAUUCAUCAAUAAAUGUACCAGAAAAUUCAGCAUCUGGAAUACCCACUUUUACAACGGAAAAUUUUCCACCACCACCGAAAAAUGCAUUCGCAUCUCCCCCUGCAAUGACUUCACAGGCAACUGUACCUUUAAUAAGGGGAAAACUGCCGCCGCCACCAAUAAUUCCAAUCGUACAUCCUCCGGCAACAACUUCACAAGCAACAGUACCUUCAAUUCCGGGAAAUUUACCACCCCCACCGAAAAAUGCAUUUGAUACUCCUGCAAUAGUUUCACAAUCAACAGGAUCUUUAGUAACGGAAAAUCUACCACCACCACCGAGAAAUGCUUUUGCAAGUCCACCAACGAUGGCACCAAAUGCGCCAGAAUUUUCAAUGACAUCAAGUGCUCAAUCUGCAUCUGUAUUAUCGUCACCGCAAUUUAAUCCACCAGGAAGCAAACCGCAAUCUGUAAUCCCACCGCCAAUAACUGGUCCAAAUAAUCCAACGACCACAUAUCCACUAUUCCCAAAUACAGCAGGAGCAUCGUCACCUAUGUCAAUUAUAUCGGUUCAACCACAGAUGAGUACUUCCAAUUUACAAAACCAAUCUACCUCGGGGCUUUCUGCUCAAAGUGCAACAUCAGCAGCUGCACCACAAAUAUUUAAUCCUAACGAACAUUUAUCCUUACUAUCUAAGGAUAUAACAAACUAUCAAUUGCAACAAACGUUGCCUCCAGCAGAACCACAUAAAAUCCCAGAACCACCGAAGGCAUCAGGCAACACCAAUUUCAGGAUGACGAAGAAAAGGCCACAAUAUUACUCAGGACCUAUUGAAGGUGUCGGUGCUAUUAGUAACAAUGUAAAACCCACUCUAAUGCCUGUAGCUACGACUGCUUUUCAAGGUGCCGUCUUUACACCAGAAUCGAAUGCAGGGCAAACAGAAUUGUUUACUCCUGAGAAUGUAACUGAAAAUGCAUCAUCGCAUGGAGCUAUUUUGCCCCCAGGAAAUAAUGAACAUCAACAACAAUAUUAUAACUUCGCGCCUGUUGAUGUAAAUCAAUCAUCAAGCAAUAUUAAUUAUCCAGCAUCUGUAUCUGAAGCCUCGACUUAUAAUUAUAACACUGCGUUUGACUUAUCCCAGCAAGCGCCAGAUGCUUAUGAAGCACCGAAACAAGAAUCCGCAUUUGGCAUAAUAGGCUCUCUUAAAUCGAAAUUAUCGUCAAUAGAUAUAAACAAGCUACAAAACAGCGUUACAACUUUCUUUGAUCCGGGAUAUAAUAUGGUAAAAACGGACACGGCUCAAAAUACUCAAUCUAACUAUGGACAGAAUCAAGGACUAGAAAUAUUCAUAGCUAACCCUGAAACGCAAGUGCAACCUUUUAAUUAUGAUGUACAUCAACAUAAUUUUACAUAUGGACAAGGUUCUAUACCUAAUGCCAGUGAUUAUUAUAAUCAACAAGUUCAUAAUGUUUAUUCAACUUCUAGCUAUUACUCGCAACCCACUUACGGCACACAAAGUUAUAGCCGAACUAAUUUGCCCAUUCAGCAAGGUUAUAGUCAACCUCCAAAUAACACUACAUCUGUCAUAAACACCGAAACUUCACAAGGAGUAAAUCUAUGGGCCUCUUAUGACCCCACUAGUACCGGGCAUAAUAAGGAUUACGUAGCAGAUAAAAGCAAUAUUACUCACGAUCCAACACCUGCCGUAGAAACCGAAUCUACAAAAAGAGCUAAUAUAUGGGAUCCUUAUGACCAAUCUAGUACUAAUUAUGAUAAAGACUGUGUAUCUAAUAGUACUCCAAAACAACCAUCUGCCCUCGACAUAAAUGCUGUACAAGUAGCUAAUGCGAGUACAUAUGACCCAACUGGUUAUGGAUAUAAAGAUAAUAUAGCAGACAACAAUAAUAUUACUCAUGAGCAAACAUCUAGCGUAGAUAUUGAUACUACACAAAGGGCUUAUGCACAGAGUACGUAUGACCGUACAACAACAACAAUUAGUUCUGGUUCUAAUAAAGAUAAUGUUACAGAUAACAAUAGCGUUACUCAUGAACAACUAUCUAGUGUCGACACAGAUAUUCCAAAAAGAGAUAAUAUGCUGGACACUUAUGAUUCUGCUUUUAGUACUAGUUAUGAUAAAGAUUACAUAGCACAAUUUUAUAAUAUUACUCAGGAACCACCAUCUGUUGUAGAAUUCAAAUCUGCACAAGAACUAAAUAUAGGGGAUAGUUAUGACCCUGCAAUUUCUCGUUAUGAUAAAGAAACUGUAGUAGAACAUGAAACAGGUAAUGAUGGUGCUGGUGCUUUCUUCCAAGGUCAGCCAGAAAUUAGCAUUUCGAAAAUGGUUAAAAUGUCAAGUGGAGAAAAUGUAGCGGAAGCUAUUAAAAAUCUGCAGAUCAAAGAUAACGGAAAGACAAAUCUAGAACAGAUUGGUUUAGAGGAAAAACAAAAUAUGUCAUUUAAUAAAUUGUCACAGCCAAUUUUCCCAGGUGUAAUUGAUAUCGAUGAAAAUGACGAGUUGAAGAAAAGUGGUGCUAGUAAUUACGUAGAUAUGUUCAAAAAUUCCGAUAAUCCUGAACUACCCAGUGCGUUUGAUGCGCCGUUGCAGAACCCUUUUUCAAACCCUGAAGAGAUAUCAGACGGUGUUAGUGAAGGAUGUGUUUCCUGGAAUUCUAAUGAAGAAGAAGUGGAUGAUCAAUCAUCUGCUGAACGCUUAAUGUCAUUAGCCAAUGAAGACUUUGAAGAUGAUAAUUUGUGCGCGGACGAAGGUGAGCAAGAUGAUAAUCUAGAUAUUUGUGUAACUUGUAGGGAAGUAAACCAACCUGUGCAGAUGCAACCCGUGCUAGCAGAAGAUUUAACUCACCAAAUGAUUAAAAAUAUAACUGCCCCCAUACAACUUUCAAACCCGGUUGAAGUUCCAUUGACCGAAACAGAUAUAAAUCGAGAUGUUCCAGAUGAAUUCGACACAAUCAACCAAUGCGCAGAAAUAUCACUGAUUGCUGAUGAAACUAUAGAAACGUUGCAAAUACAGUCGGCUUCUGAUUUGUUAAAUGAGACUGAAAGCACCAACAUUGACACAAGUUACGGUUGGCGUAUUGAAGCUCCGUUGCCUCCCGGCGAAGACCUUUUGGACCACGAUUAUACUUUUAAAACUAAUUCCAGUGCUAUAGGAUCAUUUGCUAAUAAUAACCUAUUCUUUGACAAUGUAUCUAACUACGGUGACAUAAAAACUGAGUUAAAUGUACCUCAGAAGGAGGCUCCCAUAUUGCUGCAAAGUCAAAUGAGUAUUCCUAGCGCCCCACCGGCAGAAGAUUCAGAUGAUGCUAAAUCAGACGAAACGGGUGUGCUAGAUGUUCAGUCGAUAGAACAAGACGCAAGCAAAGACUUUCCAGUUUUUGAAGAAUAUGUUAUUGAACCAUCGGAGAUGGACGAUGACAAGAUAGAAUUUAAAAGUCAAGGUGACGAAGUAAAAGAUACUUUUACCAAUAGGGUUGCUAGAUUUAAAAAGCUUGAAGGAAAUGAUGAUGCUAUAGAGAAAAAUGAUUUUGCUGAUUUGUCCAUUCCUAAUACGAUGAUGCCUUCGUAUUUUGACACAGGUAACUAUGCUGUUGAAACUCAUGUCAAAAAUUCACUAAAAUCACCGACUAUUGCAAGGAUACCGCCAGGUUUUGAGGAUCAUUAUGAAUUAGUGCCUAAGGGUCAUAAUCAACGUGGAACUGUAAAAGUACCAGAAACUUCGACACAAACAACAAUCACUACAACAAUUAGUGAUGUGCACACAAAAACUGAGAAUUUGACAUCUACUGUUUUGUCCAAUAUUACACCUUUAACAAACGAACCUACAAACAUACAAGAACCAAAGUUGGAAACAAGACUGCCUGAUUUUACUGGUGUUUUUCAGGCAAAUAUAAAACUUGCUGAUACUAGUUUCACUGGUGCUGAGAUAAGUAUAGAAUCUACAAAAGAACAUACCUCUGUUAAUCCUCAAGCUAAUAUUGAAGAUAAAGUGCAGGAAAAUAAACCAAUACCGUUACCAGAUCCUAUAAAUUUCUUCGCAUCCUCAACACAAGAAACUGAAACGACGGAAGGCGUGAAUAGGUUGGCAAGCUAUUUUGCGGCACCACCUAAAACUAACACUACGAAGUCUUUUUUUGAAUUAAGCCAAGGACAAGACCAUUAUAGACAAAAUGACGAAAUAAAAGGAAGCAAACCUUUUUUUGAAUUAAGUCAAAGUCAAGAUCAUUAUAAAGAAAAUAUUGCCAACAUUCCACACGAUAGAUACAUAGCGAACUUAAAUCUUAUGAGUGACUUGACAUCCCCUCAAAACAUAGAGCCUAAUAAAGAGCAAAUAGUUAGAACAGUCAACUAUUUUACCGUAGAAUACGACAAUGACAUUCUUAAUUUUAACAAAGGUGAACCUAGUCUCAAUAUUAUAAAACAAAACAUAAAUAAACAAACUGCCAACCAACCAGAUAUCGUGAAAGAUGAAAUCGAACUAGAAAAAGAGGAAACCAUUCUAAAUGACGAAAUAUUAACAGAAAUUAUAAAGAAAUGUAGAUAUUGUAAAGAUUUAAAAGCGGGUCCCAUUUUGACGAUUAACGAGGUCGAUUUAGACUUAGUCCAGGUUAGGUUUAGACAAGCUAUGGACGGUGCUAGUAGCCCUAAGAAGGAACAAGUGAAUGUGGAGCCAAGAAGGGAUAAAGAGCGAUCAGUCAACGUCAGGAUGGAAGACGUUGCGUCUGAUGGAGACAAUAGCGAAGGAGUUGCUAUGAUGACCGAGAAUCGCUCCUCGAACGAGUACGAGGCGGUCAAACACCACUGGUUUUACCGAGUGGACUGCGAAGAUAAGUCGACUUGGCGCGGGUUCUCUGUCAUGGAUUCGAGGGCUAUAGAAAACGCGUUUCAGAGCCCGAAUCUAAAUGAAAGUACGCUGGUUCCGACCGACGGUGGCAGAUAUGACGUGAACGUGAUCGGACGACUGAGGAUAGCUGUGUAUUGGUCGGAUAAGCCAACCAAUGUCCGGAGAUGCAGUUGGUUCUAUAAGGGCACCACUGAUGCGCGGUAUGUGCCCUAUACAGAGGCCGUGGCUGAAAAAUUAGAGGUGGAAUACCGUCACGGUAUAACGACAGGGGAAUGGCACCGCCGUCUGGUUCUCCCGAACAACGAGUUGGUAGUGAUGCACGGGCCGGCAGUCAUGGUGCAUUUCCUGCAGGCCGGCGCCACUGACGCGUUCAGUGCGCCAAAUCAAUCCGCCAUGCGCCCGCGCGUCGUCCGCCGCGGCAUCGACGAAUCGGAGAUCGAGGACUCUGAACCGUCGAGUAUAGACCAUCUGCUGUUACUCUGUCACGGCGUCGGCUCCGCCUGCGAUAUGCGGUUUCGAGCCGUCGAGGAAGUUGUGGACGACUUUCGAGCGACGAGUCUUCAACUAUUGCAGUCGCAUUACAGGAACUCGUACGACAACGGCAUCGUUGGAAGAGUUGAGGUGCUGCCGAUCUCGUGGCACGCCAGCCUGCACGCGGGCCCGCGCGGCGUGGACCGGCGCCUGGCGCGCGUCACGCUCGCCUCCAUCCCGCGCCUGCGCAACUUCACCAACGACACCGUGCUCGACGUGCUGUUCUACACCAGCCCACAUUACUGUCAGAUGAUCCUAGACACGGUAUGCGGCGAGCUGAACCGUAUCUACACCCUGUUCAUGUCUCGCAACCCGGACUUCAAGGGGCGCGUCUCCCUCGGCGGCCAUUCUCUCGGCAGCGUCAUAUUAUACGAUCUGCUGUGUAACCAACCGAUACCACGGAACCCCGUGAAGCCUCGCAGCGAGAAGACUUACAUCAGUGGAACGGCAGCCAACAACCCUACGAUGCAAUACCCCACUCUAUGCUUCGAGCCUUUGGCGCUUUACGCCCUCGGGAGCCCUAUUGCCAUAUUCGAGUGCAUCCGCGGCGUGGACAUGUUGGGCAGCGACUUCUACCUGCCCACGUGCCGCAAUUUCUUCAAUAUCUUCCACCCCUACGACCCCAUAGCGUACAGAAUUGAGCCUUUGGUGAACCCCCAGCUUCAAGAUGUAAAACCCUCCCUAAUACCGCACCAUAAGGGCAGAAAACGAAUGCAUUUAGAGUUAAAAGACACCAUGGCCAGAGUAGGGGCAGACUUGAAGCAAAAACUGGUGGAGUCCAUCAAAAGCACGUGGUCCUCCAUGUGGUCCUCCGCCGCCCCGCCGGACCACCAGCUCGAGAAGGUCGUGGAAGAAGAGAUAGAAAAAGAGCAGCUUGAGGAAGAGAGUUCGAAGGAUGAACCCGUCCAGGCUGAUGUGACCCCGGGCGAGAUGCUGGGCCGGCUCAACAACGGGCGCCGAGUGGAUUACGUCCUUCAAGAAGCUCCUUUUGAGAUGAUCAACGAGUACAUCUUCGCCAUGUCCAGCCACGUUUGUUAUUGGGAAUCAGAAGAUGUGAUGCUCCUCAUACUGCGCGAGAUCUACGACUCCAUGGGGGUCCAGCCUGACGUCACCGUCCCACAGCAGAGCCUGACUGUGCAGCGGACCACUAUAGUGACUAGCGGUGAAAGGAUCGUGACUUCAGAUGCAUCUACCAGCCGUCUGCCGUAGCUAGAACAUCUUUAGUAGAUUUCUUAAUUAUUUAUCAUUAUAGCAAUACCAGAAACAGCAACCUUUCCAAUCUUGUACUUUAUUAGUAUUAGAAAAAACUGUAAGAAGUUAACAGGAGGGGUUUCAUCGGGCAAUUGAGUUCCCAGCAAGCUCGGUUCUCCAUACAAACGUAGUUAAGCUCUCAUUUUAAAACGACUAGCUAGAUUGCUCUGAAACUGUGUACUUACAGUAGGAUAAGGUAUAUCUAGUCCUAUAACUAGUUUAUGUAGCUUCAGAUAUCAUGGUAAAAAAAAUACAGCUAAUUUAAGAUUUUCAUGCAAAACUUGUUUUUGCUCUAUUUUGUUUGUUUUAUAAGCUAAUUACAGGCAUUGAUAUACCUCACGUCAUUGUAUGUGCAAUGUUUCAUUACAAUACAACACGUAGUUUCAAAAAGGGGAACGAAACUUCGUUUGUACGGGAAGGUGAAAUUUGACCGAGCUUGCCGAGGACUCUUAAGUGUAAUAACUUAAUAAUUAAUGAAAUUAUUUCAAGUACCAUGAUUAUAGCUUAUUAUUUAUAUGAAUUGUUUACUCCAUAAAAUGUCUGAUUUAGAAUUGAAUGCUUACUUCAGUGCAGUUCUCUCCUGAAAAACGAAUAUUGUUAUUUUACUAUAUGGAUACUGAAUCGCGAUUCUAUUACAACUGAAAUAGGGUUGGUUUUUCUAUGGAUAUGAACUCUCUUUAUUAGAGGUUCGCAAAUGCAAAUAAUAAAAAUAAUGCAAUAAAUAAUAAUUGUACUACUUAUAAAUGAAAAGAGGCAUGACCUCGUAGGUAUAAUGACUUAAGUAAUUUAAAUGUUUCAAAAAAUGCGAAAUUGUCACAUGAAAAAAUAUCGCAAACUUCUCAUAUUUUUAUAUGGGAUUCGAAAUUUUCAUUUUCAUAAUGAAUUCCCUUGUUUCCUGUGAAAUUUCCAAGAACUUUCCGGAAACUUUCAGCAACUUGCACAUGUGUAUGUAUACAGGUUUAACAGUACUUCGUAGACAACCUUUUUUUUCAAUUUUAAUUUUCAAUUAAAAAAAAUACUAACAAGAUUUGCCAAAUAGCAACACUUCAAAAAAGGGAUUAACGUGAUACACUUCAUUGCAAUAAGCUUCUCAAUCUUGCUUUGUUGACAUUUUCAUACGAAAAAAAACCCGUUAUCUUUGCUCUGAAGCGUACAUAAUCAAUCUUAAACCAAUUCUUGGCAAAUUAAAAAAAAAACAGUUCAAAUCUCGUUUGCGCCUGAUAGAGGAAAAAAUGCUCUUAACUAAAUACAAAUAGCGUGUAAAAUUAUAUAUUAUGUAUGAUACAUUGCCAAGAAAAGGGUUAAAAGCAUGUGUAUGAAGGCGGUGCUCGUCUGGCAGCUAAUAGAUUUGACAGUUGACAGAUGUCAAACAUAAAAAUUGGGCCCCACGAAUGUAUUAAUUUUUGCCUCGUGGAACGCGGUUAUCCCUUUUAGUUCCCCAACCACGUUCACAGAUAGGUAGCGUGCAUGAACUGUAGGAGGCAGCACAGGAGCCGUCAGAUUUUUGGCGCGAGGCGCAAAUAUGAUGUUUUUUGUUCCGAUGUAGCCCACAAGAUGGCAGAACCUACUAUGCACAAGAAAACACUUGACGUGUAAAUGUGCCCGUUUAUGGUUUCGAUUCAGACCACAAGAUGGCAGACCCUUCAACGCGCACGGUCCCUAUACCUUAUUUUUAUUUAACUUGCUUAUAAUAAAUAAUAAAUAAAUAUCAUGGCUUAUACAGUGUCAAGCAUAAGUUUUUGAUAUAUAACAAGACAUUAAAAAGUUAAGUACUACCAAAGAUACAUUGAUUAAGAUGUGUAAAAUCUAAGACAAUUUCGUGUUUCCAAUUUGACAGGUAAACGAGAUGGCGCUGUACAGCUCCGUACAUUUUUCGGUAACUCUUUUGACAAUCACAAAAGUUGACGUUUGACAAUUAAGAGACCGCAAAACAUAUAGCGCUGUACAGCGCCAUCUGUUUCGUAUGUCAAACUAAGGGGCACGUUUUUUUCUUAGACUUUAACUCUCUAUUACAAUCUUUGGUACUACUUACUGGUGUUUAAAUAGUCGACAAUCCAAUAAUAUAAGUAUGUAAACACAGUGUAACAUCGAGGUCAGAAAUAUGUAUUCGCGCUCAAAUAGUUUCAUUUCAAAUAUAUUACUUAUUAAUAUUAGGAAUAUUAGGAUACAAAAUUGUGAUUAGUUAAAUAGUUGUUAAAAAAAACAUUUGUUUAAAAAAAAAGCGAAAAAUAUUAUUUUUAUAAUAAGAAAUGUUGUAUCAACUGGUUCCAAUAGGAAUGUUGACUAAAAGUCAAAUCGACUUCUUUCGUCUUUGAAAAAAAAAGAAAAAAUGUAAACGGUGACGUCAUUGACCUGUAACCGUGACGUCAUUGACUGUAACAGUGACGUCAUUGACUGUAAACGUACGAACGUGUCUUGCUAUUUCAAUCUCGGUACAAAAAGUACUGAUGUUGACUGAAGUAUGACAAAUAUGAACUUGUUCGAGAAAAUACGAUGGAUAACAAAUAAAUGCAUAAGCACUGCAUCUGUAUUUCAAAUUGACUACUCUUAGUCCGAUUUAUUCAAUAGAAAUUCUCCCAAACAUUUAUCGAUUUUCUCAUAAUUUGUGUCGUUCUCAAGCAAAAGGUUAUAAGAAAGCUCUGACAGGUUAUUCGUAUAAAGAUACGAGCAAAUUUCGUCCUUAUGGUAAUCGACAAUGUGGUACCUUUUGCUUGAGAACGUCACAUUUUCUUGUGCUUUAUUUCUUGUAUGGUAUGAAUUAAGGUGCUUUCGGGUAAUUCCGAAAAUCACUUACAAUUACCCGCCAGGCGGAAGCAUUCGGAAUUACCCAAAGACACCUUACAGUCAACAUCCCUCUUCAGUACCCCUAGUGUAACUUUGAUCGACAUUAUAACGUGACGAACGCGUUUGCGUUAAGUCUCAUUUUGUAUAGGAUUUUGAGUUUCCAAAACGUCCCGCUUGGCGCGAUCUUUCGAAAUCCAAUACAAAAUGAGACUAAACGCAAACGCGUACGUCACGUUUGGAAAUCGAAUUUAUUUACACUAGGGGUACAGAUCUAAAAAAAAGUUUUGAAAAAUUGUCAUUGGUGCUGUGGCAUUCAUUAUUGUUUGAAAAUAUUUCGUUAUUUUUAGCCAUUAAUUCGGGUAAAAAAAUUAUUUAUUUACAAAUAUAUUCAAGUUUACAGUUUAUUUCAAUAAAUUGCAAACUUAUAUAAUUUUUGACGACACCCGGUUCAUAAUAAGGCACUUCUUCGUAGCAUAAUAAAAUAUAUAACCUGAAUUAUUUUAUCAGAAUAUGUAAACAAUGGUCACUGCUCCGUCUAUUUUUGUGAAAUUGACGUGUUUUCGAACGAAAUAAUGGGAGCUCCAUGUUUUUUGCAGACUAGAAAAGAAUAUUUACAGUACAUAUGGUGCUACUUUUGGACCCGGGUAUGUCCUUAAACUACGUCCACAAGAGAGGUAUGGGCAUUGUGAAUGUCAUCUCGCUCUGUGUGGUAGGGCACAGCACAGCGGAUGUCAUUCCAGAUCUAGAGCAGAGCCCAACUGGGGAAGUACCUCCACCUUACAGAAAAUCGCAGCCAAAUAACACUAGACCCUACUCAUAGUGUUGUGUUCCUGCCGGUGAGUAAGGUUGCCAGAGCUCAACGAGGGUGGGAGGGGGUUAGGGUCGGCAACGCGCAUGUAACUCCUCUGGAGUUGCAGGCGUACAUAGGCUACGGAUACUGCUUACCAUCAGGCAGGCCGUAUACUUGUUUGCCACCGACGUAGUAUAAAAAAAAAAAAAAAACUUUACCGCACUACUCCGAUGAUAGGCACAUUACGCAACUAUGCCGAAAAUGUUAAUUGCCAUAUGUACUGUAAAACGUACGAUACAUGUGCGAAUAGGUAAUUCGCAACGAGUGUCGAUUUGAAACACUCCCUUCGGUCGUUUUGAAAUUCCUAUAUUUCGCACUUGUAUCGUAAUGUACUAUUUUGAGUAAUUGCAGUCUUCUUUUCGAUUCGAAUUUCUUCUGUUAUUUAUUUAUUUAUGUUUGUACACAAGUAAACUAUAUUUUUGUGCCCCAGAAACUAAAGUAUCUUUUUAGAUUCUGAGAUAUAAAAGCAGAGUUUACAUAGUUAGAAUAUUUUUUUGUUUUUAAUGAGUAUAUGUAUAUGGCUGCCUCACAGUUGAAGGAAGAGGAAAAGAUUUUUGAUUAGGUUUUUUUAAAUUGUGCAAGAAAAAAUGGAGCCCCCUAAUGUGUUGUAUAUACACAAGCACGUACCUACAAUGCAAUUCAUUGUGUACCUACUAACAAUUAUUAUGAAAUAAAGUUUAUAUUUUACUAAAUAA
Messenger RNA from Cydia pomonella (codling moth), 13805 nucleotides. RefSeq lists its product as uncharacterized. Gene Ontology annotation, molecular function: metal ion binding. Lineage: Eukaryota; Metazoa; Arthropoda; Insecta; Lepidoptera; Tortricidae. The record is from RefSeq and is a predicted model, not a curated record. Gene Ontology annotation, cellular component: COPII-coated ER to Golgi transport vesicle. Bases 2034 to 9434 code for a protein of 2466 amino acids. The transcript is spliced from 20 exons.